UUUACCCGCCAAAAUCAGCCGCAAAAGUGCAAAACCCUCCUCCCUUUGCGAAAAUCCCAUUUCCGAGACAGAGCGAAAAGAGUGUAAGGAAGAAUAAAACUGUAAAGCCAGAAACAAAGAAAAAAAAAAGGGGCGGCAAAAUGAGUGGGCAAACUCGAAAGAUGAUACAGAAGAAGUUGAAGAUCAGAGGAUACAGCCUGAAGAUGGAUGGCCUUGAGGAGAUUCUUUCCUUUGUUGAUCGCUUCCAAGAUGCCCAAGAUGAAGCCAUCGAUCUGCUACUCGAUCAGCUCGAUCAUGAAUCCCUGAAAUCUUCCAUAAUUGACAAGGGGGCGGUGCAUCGAGUAAUCAGUCUUCUACUGGAAGCAGAAGCAGCCGAGGAGGAAUGCCCUACUUCUUCAACCUCUCUUUCCCAUUCUUCUAUUCGCGUUGUUGAUGCCUUUCUCGUCCCCAAAUUUCGAUACGAUCCCAUCAAGAAGCAUUUCUUUCAACAUGCUGGUAGUCUACCGAUCCAUGGGGAUGCCUCUGCGAAAUCAGCUCUGUAUAGGGAUAGGUUUCUUUUAUUGUUCCAAAGGGUUUCUCGUGAUCAACAUUUUAUUAAACCCGCAUUUGAUACUGAUGAAACCUCUCAAAGUUGUCAGCUAUCUCCAAUACAGUCUCUGGUUGGGCAAAGAGGGAAAAGAUGGGUGAUGGGUGUCAUCUCGCAGUUGGAGGAUGGACAUUUUUACUUGGAAGACCUUACCGCUGCAGUUGAAAUUGACUUCUCUAAGGCAAAAAUAACUACAGGAUUUUUUAUGGAGAACACCGUCAUUGUAGCUGAGGGUGAAAUGCUUUCUGAGGGUAUUUUUCAGGUAAUUACAUGUGGGUUUCCUCCCUUAGAGGACAGAGAUAAAUCAUUCAAAAUACUUGCUGGGCAUGACUUCUUUGGUGGUGGUACACUAACAAAAGAGGAGACUCUCAGACUUGCAGAUCUGGAAAAGAGAGCAGUGAAUGACAUGUUUGUCAUACUGUCUGACAUUUGGCUGGAUAAUGAAGAGGUCAUGGAAAAGCUGGAGACUGUCCUUAAUGGAUUUGAGAGUGUGGAAAUUGUUCCUUCCUUAUUUGUUUUGAUGGGAAACUUUUGUUCUCACCCAUGUAACCUCUCCUUUCAUUCUUUUUCAAGUCUCAGAUUGCAAUUUGGCAAAUUAGGCCGAAUGAUUGAAGCCCAUCCACGGCUUAAAGAGCAGAGUCGGUUUCUGUUCAUUCCAGGUCCUGAUGAUGCAGGUCCAUCAACGGCUCUACCCAGGUGUGCUUUACCAAAAUAUCUAACUGAAGAGCUCCAGAAGCAUGCUCCAAAUGCCAUAUUUUCUACUAAUCCGUGCAGAAUAAAGUUCUACACCCAGGAAAUCGUCUUCUUUCGUCAAGAUCUGCUGUAUAGGAUGCGUCGUUCCUGUUUGAUUCCCCCUUCUACUGAAGAAACGGAUGAUCCUUUUGAACAUCUUGUUGCAACCAUAACCCAUCAAAGUCAUCUCUGCCCACUCCCUCUCUUUGUACAACCCAUUAUUUGGAAUUAUGACCAUUGUCUCCAUCUAUAUCCGACUCCACAUACGAUCAUUUUGGGUGAUAGAAGUGAGCAGAAGGCAUUCAAAUACACUGGAAUUACUUGCUUUAAUCCAGGUUCCUUCUCAGAUGAUAGCACAUUUGUUGCAUAUCGUCCCUGCACUCAGGAAGUUGAGUUUUCAGCCUUGUGAGUUUCAAAAGUUUCCUUUAGAAUGCAGAGAAUUGAACAUGCGAAAAAAGAACUGCUAUCUUUUUUCGUUGUAGUAGAACUUGCAGAUUAACCUGUCCACUUGUCUUUCUGUUGUAAAGUAAUCUCCGUAGUUUUGGUGGAUGCAUAUUACAUCCAUUGCCAAAAUAGAAGAAAAUUGCAUUGUUAUUAGUCAAACUUUGCCUAGUGAAUAUUUUUUAUGUUAGUCAACAUCUACCGCUCUAUAUGCACUUCAAUAAAUUGUGGAAUUGAAUAUGGAAACUUCUAUUAAGCUUUUGCUGCAAAAUAAUUAUUUCACAUGUAA
This is a messenger RNA of Theobroma cacao (cacao), 2048 nucleotides long. The record is from RefSeq and is a predicted model, not a curated record. NCBI's taxonomy places the organism in Eukaryota, Viridiplantae, Streptophyta, Magnoliopsida, Malvales, Malvaceae.